Molecule: messenger RNA, 1689 nt
Organism: Daucus carota subsp. sativus
Lineage: Eukaryota; Viridiplantae; Streptophyta; Magnoliopsida; Apiales; Apiaceae
Product: coniferyl alcohol acyltransferase
Exons: 2
Coding region: 59-1438 (459 amino acids)
Molecular function (GO): acyltransferase activity, transferring groups other than amino-acyl groups
Source: RefSeq, a predicted model, not a curated record
GCCUUCAUGCAUAGAUGCGCUAGCUAUCAUCAAACAAGUUAGAAGUGUUUGGGAAGCUAUGGGUUCUUGUGAAGGAGGAGUUGCGGUGGUAGUGAAGAGGACAGAAGUUGUGGUGGCCGUGUUGCCGGUGGCCGAGAGUCGCCUGGCAAUGUCGAAUCUUGAUUUGCUGCUGCCACCAUUGGACGUCGGAAUCUUCCUCUGCUAUGACAAGGGCAGCGAAAAUAUUAACAACGAGACGAAGAUUAGCAUGCUAAAGAGAGGCCUGGGUCAAGCAUUGGUUCCCUUCUAUCCACUUGCGGGAGAAGUGGUUAUGAAUAGUCAAGGUGAACCUGCCUUGUUUUGCAACAACCGUGGUGUGGAUUUUGUCCAUGCUUUUGCGGAUAUCGAUCUACAGCACCUUGAUCUCUACACUCCAGACGCCUCUAUUCACGGCAAUUUCGUUCCCAUCAAGAAACAUGGCGUUCUUUCCGUACAGGUGACGGAGACUAAGUGUGGUGGAUUGGUGAUAGGGUGCACCUUUGAUCAUAGAGCAGCCGACGCACACUCAAUCAACAAGUUUUUAGUUGCAUGGGCAGAUAUAACCAGAUCCAUCUGCCCCCUAAACAUCUCAGACAAAGCCAUGGUAAACAAAUACACCCCAUGCUUCCGGCGCUCAUUACUAACUCCCCGAAAGCCCAGCCACCAUGACCCCGCCAUCGACGACAUGUACAUCCUCAUCAAAAACGCCGCACCCCCAUCUAAUUCCCCGCCACUGUUCCAUCUCCAGAGCCGCAUAUAUCAGAUCAGCGCCUACCACAUCCAGCGUCUCCAGUCCCUAGCCGGACCCAAACGCACCAAACUCGAGUCCUUCACUGCCUUGCUCUGGAAGUUACUCGCCAAAUCCGCCAAACACAACAAAAAGAAAUGCAAACUCGGAAUCGUGGUAAACGGACGAAACUGCUUAACCGAUUCUUCCACAACCGACACGAAGAUCUCCUUCGAUGAGUAUUUCGGGAACGUGCUCUCAGUCCCCUAUAGUGAAUCCACCGUGGGUGAGCUCAAGUCCCUGCCACUCUCCGCGAUCGCCAACAAGGUGCAUGCAUGCGUGGAGAGCGCCGCAAAUGAGGAGCACUUCAGGGGCCUGGUGGAUUGGGUGGAGAAGCAGCGUCCCCAGCAAGCGAUGUGCAAGGUUUACUCGUGCAUCCCCAAUGAGGCCGAGGAGGCGGCGGUUGUGGUCUCGUCUGGCCAGCGGUUUCCGGUGAGCCAGAUGGAGUUUGGAUGGGGGCGGCCUUGUUUCGGGUCGUAUUAUUUUCCUUGGGGAGGAUAUACCGGAUAUGUUAUGCCGAUGCCGAGUGCUGCGAAUGAUGGGGAUUGGAUUGUGUUCAUGCAUCUCUCGCCGAGUCACCUUGAUUUCAUCGAGAGAGAUGCACCUAACAUCUUCAAACCAUUUGUUAAAUAAUUCAACCACUAUUCCUGAUUUCGUAUGUUAUGUGUAAUUUACAUUUCGGUUCUGGUAUGUAAAAUAUAAUCAAAUAUGUUUAAUGUAUGCUGUGUACAAUAUUAAGCCAAGGUCUCAGACUCUCACGUAAUCAGAUAUAAAUAUCAAAUUGAUGUUCAGAUGUAGAUUUUCUCCGCUUUGUUAUUGCAAAACGAGCUGAGGAAUGCUUGUUGAAGAUAAUCGAUGCAUCAAAUACUUUUUUCUUGUGAUCA